Molecule: messenger RNA, 2788 nt
Organism: Haplochromis burtoni (Burton's mouthbrooder)
Lineage: Eukaryota; Metazoa; Chordata; Actinopteri; Cichliformes; Cichlidae
Product: arfaptin-2
Exons: 10
Coding region: 341-1510 (389 amino acids)
Biological process (GO): regulation of Arp2/3 complex-mediated actin nucleation; intracellular protein transport
Cellular component (GO): trans-Golgi network membrane
Molecular function (GO): phospholipid binding; protein domain specific binding
Source: RefSeq, a predicted model, not a curated record
CCGAAGUCGUACUAUUAAAGCUGCGACCUGGCUGGAUGCAGGGAUUUUCUGUCUGAAUUCUAUGGAAGCAGGUAGAUGAUCAUGUGAACGAUUCAGGAUGAGUAAUCAUGGAUGUAGUAUGGGAUACUAAGUAAAAACAGCGGUGCCUCCGUUUAAUUUAUGUUAUAUUUCAAGGCUACUGCCCGCGCGACUUGUUUAGUCUUUCUGGCGACUGAAACUUGGCUCCAGUCUCAGCUACAGUGGUGAGGAUUUGAAGCUAGCUGUCAGGUAGUAGCCCACUAGCAAGCCACAUCAGCACCGUUGCUAUUGGUCAAUCACGUUAGCAUCAGUAGAUUUCAUUAUGGCAGACAGUAUCAUGAGCAAGGCUGCAACCAUGGAGAUCCCCAUUAACAGCAAUGGAGACACAGGCACUCUCCCAGAGGAUGACAGUCUGGAGCAGGAUCUGCAGCAGGUGAUGGUGUCUGGACCCAACCUGAAUGAAACCAGUAUUGUCUCUGGAGGUUAUGGAGGACCUGCAGGGGGCAUCAUCCCAACCAGCAGUAUCAAAGGACCCGCAGUUUACUUCAACCCUGAGUAUCUGGACAGAAGACAAGCCCCUGCACCAGGACCAGACAUUCGCAUGAAAUCCAGGGGUGUUAACUUGCCUAAAAGUCAAUCUGCAGCAAGUCGACUUGCCCACCACACAGAGCAGCAUCCAGGGUCGUCGAAUCAUAACACAAAUUCAACUGAAGAAGUUUCUCGUGGUGUAGCAGUGGAGAAACUGGACAGUGUGAAGAAAUGGGGCAUAAACACGUACAAGUGUACAAAGCAGAUGUUCUCAGAAAAGUUUGGCCGAGGCUCACGGACAGUAGACCUGGAACUUGAGGCUCAGAUUGACGUGUUAAGAGACACGAAGAGCAAGUAUGAAAACAUCCUAAGGCUGGCCACCGCUCUCACCGAUCACUUUCAAAGAAUUGUGCAGACGCAGCAGGCUCUAGGAGAUGCCUUCACUGACCUCAGCCAGAAGUCCCCAGAGUUGCAGGAUGAGUUUGGGUAUAAUGCAGAAACACAAAAGCUGUUGUGUAAGAAUGGCGAGGCUCUGCUUGGUGCCAUCAACUUCUUCGUAUCCAGUGUCAACACACUGGUCAACAAAACAAUGGAAGAUACUUUGAUGACGAUUAAGCAAUACGAAAAUGCAAGACUUGAGUUUGAUGCCUAUCGCUCUGAUCUGGAGGAACUGAGUUUGGGACCAAGGGAUGCAGCUGGCGUGGUUCGCAUUGAGAUGGCUCAGCAUGAGUACCAGAUCCACAGAGACAAAUAUGAAAGGCUGCGUAGUGAUGUCACCAUCAAGCUUAAAUUCCUGGAAGAAAACAAGGUGAAGGUGAUGCACAAGCAGCUGCUUCUCUUCCAUAAUGCCAUCUCCGCUUAUUUUGCUGGCAACCAGCAGCAGUUAGAACAAACUCUUAUACAGUUCAAUGUAAAGUUAAAGCCCCCAGGAUCAGAUAAGCCAUCAUGGCUGGAGGAGCAGUAAUAUGCAUCCAGGGUUCAGCAUUUUGACAUGUACAGUUUCAUGCUGGCAUUGUGGUUAGAUGGCGAAUUUAAAUGGAUAAAGGAGUAUAUUGUAGAAUAAGUAGCAGCCAGAUAUAGCUCUUUUGUAAUGUUUUUCAGUAUGAUUUAUUACAUAGAUGGACAACUUUUUAAGUUGUUCUUAUGUUGUUUUAUGUUAAAUCACAAAAUUACCCCAUGUUAUUUUCUUACUCUUUAGUUAGCACAAUCAUUUCCAUCUCUUAUAUAUGUACAGGAUAGUCAACUAUUGUCGAGAUUCUCCUUUGCAGUUUGCACAUGCAUUAUUUUGAUGUAUUUGUAUUGUUGUGUAAGGUUCCCUUUUAAUAUUUCAGUGUACAUCAAAUAGGAGGAAUUCUUAAAAAAAAAUAGCAAGUCACAAUGUUCAGAAAUUAUAUUUAUUUUCCUUAUGCACAUGUGAUCAUGAGAUCAAUUUUAACACUUUUGAGUCAAACACAUCAGAAUAUAGAUUCAUUUUUAAAAUUGCCCCACUAUGUUUCUACUGUCACUGUUAAAAUCCCUGCCUGAAUGGUCAGUUUACAGUUUCUGUAGAAGGGGAAUAUAUAUACAGUAAAUAUAUAUAUAUAUAUAUAUAUAUUUAGCAAACAUGAUUUUUCUCUAACCUAAUAUACAGUCAUAAUUAUUUUACACCUAAAUUUUGGAUACAGUGUUAGAUCAAGUCCAGCACCAUUGCAACUAUCUGUCUUUUUUACUCUGGAGUUUACACAUGGAAACAAGCCUGAACAAACAUGACAUUUGUGUUUAACAGCAAAUCCCCAUCAAUUCCUAAUCUAAUCAGAUCUCAACAAUCAUAAAGAAAUCCGUAUCAAAACAUGGCACGCAGCCAGUGUUGCAGUGACUGUAGGAGCUGGCAUUGUGCAACUGCAAAACUUCCUUUUGAAAUACUGAAUGGGAAUAGUGGAUCAAGGUGCACUUUAGGUUACAGUACAAGUGUCAGCGUCAUCAAAAACAGAAUGUAUGAGCUCAUUUGUUAUAGUUUGCGUUAUUUAUUUACCUGUUUGUAACAUAAUUUGUAUGUUACUUAGAUUGUUUUAGUCAGCUGAUUGUCUUUAUCUUCUGCAAAUCCAAUAAAGUCUGCUGGAUGUUUUGUUUCACUUAGAUGUGCUUUCGACACAGGGGCUGUCAGUUUCGUAUGGUUACAGUUCACAGUAUGUAUGUAAAGAAAACUCACAAUAUUCAGUAUGUAAUUUUAAUUAUGUACAUGAUAAAAUAUAUCUGCAACAUG